AAUGAUAGCGAUGCCAUUCAUUACAAGCACGAUGCUGGUUCUGUACCGCCCCUUUUGGUUGUGAAGUUGCUACUAGAAAGGUCCCGUAACAAUCCAUACAUUGCAAUUCACAUGGGGCCGCUGUAGCUCGGUCAUCCCAGAGCUCCAGUGGGAGUCAACUCAGCCAGUAUUCAGCGGCGUUCUUAAGGAAGACGACCAUCUUCAAGCAGCAGCCGAACCCACACGCGCAAUGUUCGAAGAGCUUCAGAGACUCGCAGCAGAAGCUCCAGAUGCAGAUCAAACUUGCCCUAUUUGUUAUGGAACAGCUCUUUACCCAAUUCUCACGAACUGUGGUCAUGUAUUCUGCUGUGAAUGUAUAAUGGGAUAUUGGAGACAUGCAGCGUCAUUAGUUACUCCGGUUCGAUGUGCAAUUUGUCGGACAGAGGUAACUGUACUACUUCCUUUGCAUUGGCCUAGUGAUGGAGAGGAUAGUCAACUUCAAGAGAACAACAUUAGUCUCGAUGACUAUAACAGGAGAUUUUCUGGUGACCGUCCUGUUAGUGACUUUAUUUCUACGUGUCCAUCAUUACUUAUGGGACCUUCCUGUUUUAAUACCUUAUAUACUGAGGAAUUUGUUCGACUUCAAUGGCUUUAUGAUCAUGUUCCGGUUAUUGCAUAUGUGCUGUCGCCGUUUGAUAUAAUUCCGGAAUCGGCUUAUGGGUUUAUCGGUCAGUACUAUCAUUUACAUCUCACAUACUCAAUUUCCCCAAAUAUUAUACGGUUAUAUAUUGUCACUGCCAUUCGUCAUUUUAUGGCUCGAAGAGGUGAAGCUUUAGCCGAAUGA
Molecule: messenger RNA, 823 nt
Organism: Angiostrongylus costaricensis
Lineage: Eukaryota; Metazoa; Nematoda; Chromadorea; Rhabditida; Metastrongylidae
Source: the annotation of a GenBank genome assembly